Messenger RNA from Suillus paluster, 829 nucleotides. RefSeq names its product kinase-like protein. Gene Ontology annotation, molecular function: ATP binding; protein kinase activity. Gene Ontology annotation, biological process: protein phosphorylation. The coding region runs from base 1 to 696 and encodes 231 amino acids. The record is from RefSeq and is a predicted model, not a curated record. The transcript has 5 exons. Lineage: Eukaryota; Fungi; Basidiomycota; Agaricomycetes; Boletales; Suillaceae.
AUGCAGAACCUUGACCGCGAGAUCCGUAUCUGGGCCGUAUUAGAGCAUGAAUAUGUGCUGCGUUUGUAUGGCACUGUAAAGGAAUUCGGCCCGUUUCGCGCAUUGGUUUCUCCCUGGAUGCCGAACGGGACUUUGGACUCCUACCUCAACCGUACGUCUGUGACCCUCACGAUGAUGGGUAGGCUUCGCCUCCUUCAACAAAUCGCUGAGGGACUCAAGUAUCUCCACGACAAUAGCGUGAUACACGGUGACCUGACCAGUAAUAAUGUUCUGGUUGCUGCCGAUGGAUCCCCUCGCCUUGCAGAUUUCGGAAUCUCGAAUAUCAUGGUACAAUCCAAUCCUGCCUUUUCCUACCACACCGGUGCAGUACGUUGGGUCGCUCCGGAGCUCCUCGAUCCCCCAGAAGGUCAACCUAUACAAUACGCAACCAACUCUAGUGACAUAUAUGCCUUCGGUGGUAUCAUGCUUCAGGUCCUGUAUGGGAAACAGCCCUACUGGUGGCUUAAGACCGCUAUACACGUUGUUUCUGCAAGGUUCAAACACCUAGAGCCCAUUGACUCCACCAUCGAAAUCCAGCCCAAUCACUUGGAUUUCAUGCGGCGGUGUUGGUCAGCCGAUACCAAGGUUCGUCCAUCAGUGGACGGGGUACUAAACUACCUUCAAGUAGCACUGUCGAAGGAGACUUCGUCUGGAUGAGGCCUCAGUUUUGAAGCGAUCCUUUUUUCUGCCUUCUUUAUAUCAACAUUGAUUUUGCAUCCUUUAUACAUCAUACCAGUUAGUGUAUGUUCUCAGUAUUUCUCUAUUAUAAGCGCGACAGGUCGGCACCUAG